This is a messenger RNA of Dipodomys spectabilis (banner-tailed kangaroo rat), 6954 nucleotides long. RefSeq lists its product as uncharacterized. NCBI's taxonomy places the organism in Eukaryota, Metazoa, Chordata, Mammalia, Rodentia, Heteromyidae. Gene Ontology annotation, molecular function: RNA-DNA hybrid ribonuclease activity; nucleic acid binding; aspartic-type endopeptidase activity. The record is from RefSeq and is a predicted model, not a curated record. Gene Ontology annotation, biological process: DNA integration; virion assembly; proteolysis.
AUGGAGAAGACCUUGUCUCCUCCUGCAGCUCCACCCGCAGCUCCAGUGGUAGAUGUCACACCAACUUCAGAGCCCCAGUCAAGUCCAUCCGUGAAUGUGGUCCCCACUGCAGUGGGAGGAGCCUCAUCAGGAGCCCAAGCAGAGGCCACUUCUGCCUUGAAUCUGGAUGGCAGCGCUCAGGGAGCUGAACCUUCUUGUGUGGCUGAGGAGCCUCAGGCCAAGCUGGCUCUCCUGCUGAGUCCUGAAGCCACAAGAGCAGCCAGUGAUGAAGGGCAGUCAUCCCCCACUAUCUCUUCAGUGCGCAGGGUCCAGGAAGCGGCGGGCAGUGCUGAGGUGGAGCCCAAUGGCACCUCAGCUCCGGGGCUGAGGGUGGGAGAAGUGUCCAUAUGUGGUGGGGAGAUGGAGCUGUGCUCUGGCUCCCCUCCUGUGCUCAGGCCCCAGCUCACAUCGAAAGCCACUGCUGAGGAAGAGCCAGCAUCCACCUCGCCUCUGCCUCAUGUCCCCGGACAAGCAGCCUUCAGUGAGGAGCUGAAUGUGCUUUUGCCCUUGGCUGUGCUGCUCUUCAUUGUAGGGGCACCAGCAGGCCUACUGUGUCUGGUGGGAGUACUCACUCUGGUGAUCUGUGGCCUAAGACCACUAUGCUCUUGUGACAAAUCAGAGACAGCUGUCACCAGGGAUCCAUUCCACGGUACCAAUGGCACUCCAGCAGGGAGUGCUGACAGGAAGACUUUUGCCAGGUUGGCUCCCACUCUGCGUUCCCCAGAACCAGCCUACAGUACUGAACUGACCGUGUUUCUGAUCCUAACUCUACUGUUGUUUAUUUUAAGAGGACCGGCUGGGGUGCUCUCACUUGUUGGAGUGCUGACACUGGUGCUCUGUGCCGUAAGAGCAUUCUGUGCUUGCACAGAGUCUAAGCCAGCUCCCACCAUGCCUGCUGUCCACAGUGCUCAGAGAGCACCAGAAUAUAGUGCUGAGAAGGAGCCCUGUGUCAGCUUGGCUGACAACCAACCAGAACUGGAGUUCCUUCUAUCCUUGAGUCUGAUUUUCUACCUGUUAGGAGCACCUGCUCCAGUGCACCUUGUGCUUGGAGUACAGACUGUGGGGCUCUGGGUUGCGAGAGCUACAGCAUCGCAUAAACAAUCAGGGCCAUCUGCCAACUUGGCUCCGGGUUGCAGGGCAGACAGAGCACCAGCCUCGGGGGAUGCUACAGAGCCCCUUUCUGCCUCAGCUCCACUUCUUAGUCCUGCAGAACCAGCCUCCAGUUCGGAGCUGCAUAUCCUUUUACCCAUAGCUGCAAUGCUGUCUCUGGCACAAACCCCAGCAUUUGCCAUCUGUGUUGGGGGAGCCCUAGUUCUGGUGCUCUCCUUUGCAGGACCACCAACAAAACUCACACAAUCUUGCAGGGCUGAGUUGAAGCCAGGUUCCACCAUGGCUUUGGAGCCCAGGCCUGAGGACACAGCAGCCUCCAGGGCUGAGAGGGAGUCACCUUGCACCUCCACUCCGCUGUUGCCCCUCCAGAAGGCAGCAGCUUGCAAUGCUGAGAUGGAGGCAUCUUGUGCCUCAGCUGCGCUGCUCCAUGCCCAGGGAGCAGCAGUGGCCAGUGCUGCCACAGAGCCACCAUCCAGUGCAGCCCCUCUGAUAUGCAUUGAGGAGACACUGGCUUCGAGGACUGAGCCAGAGCCACAUCCCAACUUGGCUCUAGGACUCAGUGCGGAGACAGCAGCUGCCUGCAAUCCUUCCCCAGAGCCCUUGGCUGUGGUGAUGGAGCAGGCUCACUCUGCUUCUUGGGAAUCUGAGUUGCCGUGCACAUCUGUUCCUGCCCAAGAAGCUUGUCAUCCUGCUUUGGUGACCGGAGAGCCUUCACACAGCCAGGACAUGCCUUGUUUCCUGGCUGUCCACCCCCACCUGGAGGCAGAGCAGCUCACAACGAUGGAUGCGGAGCUGUUUGAGAAGGCAGUGCUCAACCACUGCCUGGGAUCCAUCUGGUCCCAGAGGCACAAGAAGGGCAAGGAGCACUUGGCCCCCACCAUCCGGGACAUGGUGGCACACUUUAACAAUGUAUGUUCCUGUGUCAAAACCACCUGUCUGGGGGACUUCAGCAUGAAAGCCCCAGACAGAGCGCGUGUGGUCGAACACUGGAUUCAGGUGGCCACGGCUUGCCGAGACCUGAGGAACUUCUCCUCACUCCAUGCCAUCAUCUCCGCCCUGCAGAGCGCGGCCAUCUUCCGACUGAAGACAACAUGGCAAGAGGUCUCCAGAGACUCCUUGCACACAUUCCACAAACUGGAAAAACUCACUUCUCCUGAAAAAAAUUACUCCAAGAGCAGAGAGCUGCUGCGAAAGGAGUCUUGCAAGUUGGCCACAAAGGAGAAGCAGCUCCAAGGAGGUCCCAGGUGGUUGCAGAAGAUGGUGUUGACAAAGGGCAUCAUUCCCUACCUGGGAAUCUUCCUGACAGACCUCAUGAUGAUACAUUCUGCAUAUCAGGAUAUCGAUGAUGAAAAAUCCCAAAUGGAGAAAUUAAAUAAGAUACAAAGAGCUCCCCAGCCCCAAGCCCUGACGGGCUUGAUUAAAUCCAUCCUGCUAACCCACCAGCCCACUUGGGACAAUUGUCAGCAACUCUUACAGACUCUCCUUACCACGGAGAAAUGGCAACAAGUGUUCCUAGAGGCUCGCAAAAAUGUUCCAGGAGAGGAUGGUAGACCGACGCAGUUGCCUAAUGAGAUCGAUGAAGUGUUCCCGCUGACGCCUAAUUGGGACUUCAACACUGUUGCUGGUAGGGAUCGGCUCUGUCUUUAUUGCCAGGUUCUGUUGGCAGGUCUCAAAGGGGCCGGAAGGCGCCCCACCAAUUUGGCCAAGGUACGUGCAAUAAUGCAGGGAGCUGAGGAAACGCCUGUGGGAUUUUUAGAGAGACUAAUGGAAGGGUACCGUAUGUAUACGCCCUUUGACCCCUCCGAUGCAGAUAGACAAUCCGAUGUCAUUAUGUCAUUUAUCAGGCAAUCGGCCCCAGACAUUCAGACUAAGCUACAGUGGUUGGAGGGGCUCCAGGGGUAUACCUUGGAGGACUUGGUUAAGGAAGCAGAAAAAAUUUUUAAUAAGAAAAAAACUCAGGAAGACAAAGGAAAGGAGGAUAGAGAGGACAAGCGAGACAAGAAACGUACUAAAGAGUUAAGUAAGAUCUUGGCCACCGUAGUGCAACAACCAGAAGAGAGAGAGGCUAGGUUAGGUAGGAACCUGGGGGACAAAAAGAGACCUCUGGUGAGCCGUGACCAGUGUGCAUACUGCAAGGAAACAGGACACUGGGUCAGGAACUGCCUGAAGAAAAGGGGGCAGAUGAGAGGACCCCGAAGGCCGGCACAAGUAUUGUCCCUACAGGAUAAUGAAGAUUAGGACAGUCAGGGCCAGAAGCCCCCCCCUGAGCCCCGGGUAACCCUUCAAGUGGGGGGCCAACCAGUAACCUUCCUGGUUGACACUGGUGCCCAACAUUCGGUCCUAACCUGGUCAGGAAGUCCCCUGAGUUCUAAAACAUCCUUGAUGCAGGGGGCCACAGGAAGAAAACUGUACUGAUGGACAAAUGAACGAAAAGGAAUGGGGCUAGUCACUCACUCAUUCCUCCUAAUUCCAGACUGUCCUUAUCCGCUGUUGGGGAGGGAUCUCCUCUCAAAGGUAGGGGCCCAGAUUUACUUCCAAGGAAAAGGGGCCUCCGUUAAGGGACCCCAAGGACAGCCCCUCCAAGUCCUAACCAUGCGCCUGGAGGAUAAACAUCGGUUACAUGCAAGCCCUCAGUUGGCCUUGAUUGACCCCCAGUGGUUAUCAGAUUUUCCCCAGGCUUGGGCAGAGACAGCGGGAAUGGGGCUGGUUGUAGCCCUGGUCAUUAAACUUAAAUCCUCGGCUACCCCGGUGAUGAUACGUCAGUACCCACUACGUAGGGAAGCCAAAAAUGGAAUCAGGCUGCAUAUACAAAGACUGCUUCAAUUGGACAUCCUAAAACCAUGCCAGUCUCCAUGGAACACCCCCUUACUGCCCGUCAAAAAGCUCGGGACAGGAGACUACCGUCCGGUACAGGACUUAAGAAAAGUAAACCGGAGGGCAGAGGAUAUACAUCCCAUGGUGCCUAAUCCCUACAACCUACUAAGUAUGCUGCCCCCGAGCCACACAUGGUAUACAGUACUAGAUUUAAAAGAUGCUUUUAGAGACAGCCCUCAGAGCCAGCCAAUCUUUGCCUUUAAAUAAAAAGAUCCAGAAUCAGGUUUUUCAGGACAGCUCACAUGGACAAGACUACCACAAGGAUUCAAAAACUCCCCCACCCUGUUUGACGAGGCUCUACAUCAGGACCUGGCUGACUUCAGAGUCAAUCAUCCCCAAUUCGCUCUUCUACAGUAUGUAGAUGAUCUGUUCCUAGCAGCUGGGACUCGAGAUGACUGUCUAAAAGGUACCGGGGCCCUUUUAAAAAGGAUGGGGGAGUUGGGGUACAGGGCUUCAGCCAAAAAGGCCCAAAUUUGUGUUAGGCAAGUGACUUACCUGGACUAUAAGCUGGAAGGAGGGCAGAGGUGGCUAACAGAGAGCUGCAAACAAACCAUCACCCAGAUCCCGCCACCCACAAGUGCGCGAGCACUGAGGGAGUUCUUGGGGAGCGCUGGAUUUUGUUGCUUGUGGAUACCAGGGUUCGCUGAACUGGCAGCCCCUCUGUACCCCCUUACCAAGGCAAAUGCCCCGUUUCGAUGGGAAAAAGAACAACAACAGGCUUUCGAUCAAAUUAAGAAGGCCUUAUUAUCAGCUCCGGCCUUGGGCCUCCUGGAUGUGACCAGGCCAUUCACUUUAUAUGUGGAUGAGCGACAGGGAAUUGCAAAAGGAGUUCUGACCCAAAAAUUGGGACCCUGGAGAAGACCGGUGGCCUAUUUUUCAAAAAACCUGGACAGUGUGGCGGCUGGAUGGCCCCCAUGUCUCCGUAUCAUUGCAGCUGUGGCCAUGUUAGUAAAAGACACUGAUAAAUUAACCUUGGGACAACCCUUGAUGGUGACAGCCCCCCAUGCCAUAGAGACAGUCAUUUGCCAGCCCCCUGACCGCUGGCUUUCAAACGCUCGGAUCACCCAUUACCAGACAAUGCUGCUAAAUCCAGACCGGAUUUGGUUCGGGGCCGCAGUCUCUCUCAACCCAGCAACUCUACUUCCAGACUCAGACUCUCGCCUCUCCAUCGAACACGAUUGUCAUCAAAUCCUGGCAGAAGUACACGGGACCCAUGAGGACUUGACCGACUAACCCCUACCAGAUGCUGAACACUCCUGGUACAUGGAUGGGAGCAGUUUCCUGCAUAAGGGUGAGCGAAAAGCGGGAGCAGCAGUAGUGGAUGGGACCACAGUCAUCUGGGCAUCAGCCCUAGAGCCUGGAACUUCAGCGCAGAAGGCCGAACUCAUUGCCCUGACGCAAGCGUUGACAAAGGCCCAGGGAAAGAAAGUCAACAUCUAUACAGACAGUCGGUACGCUUUUGCUACCGCACAUGUCCAUGGAGAGAUUUAUCGGAGGCGAGGCCUGUUAACCUAGGCGGGAAAAGACAUUAAAAACAAAAAGGAAAUCCUAGACCUCCUGCAGGCCCUCUUCCUACCUAAAAAGGUGAGCAUCGUCCAUUGCCCAGGUCACCAACUGGGGAGGCACCCUGUAGCGGCAGGGAACAGGAUGACGGAUGAAACUGCUAAGGCGGUGGCCUUACAGAACCAAACCCUUGCUUUGGUCACAUCACGAGAACGACAGCCAAACAAACAGCCUCUCUUCCAGUAUUCAGAUCAGGACAUAGAGGUGGCCAAAAAGCUAAAGGCAACCUUUAAUAACUCGACUGGAACUUGGGAAUAUGAAAACAGGACUAUAUUGCCCCUAAAGGAUGGGCUCCCAACAGUUACCUACUUGCACAGGUGGACCCACUUGGGUUACAAAAAGUUGGAGACUCUUUUACAGAGGGAGGAGCAGUUUCAUUACAUUCCAGAUCUAUCGGGCAUAAUUAAACAGGUCAUAGACUCUUGUGUUCCCUGCGCCAAGGUUAAUGCAGGCUGAUUCCAAGAGCCCGCUGGAGUCAGAAUGAGAGGAGAACGACCCGGUACCAACUGGGAGGUCGAUUUCACCGAAAUUAAGCCUGGCAAGUAUGGAGCUAAGUAUCUCCUAGUCUUUGUAGAUACCUCCUCCGGCUGGACAGAAGCUUUCCCCACAAAACAAGAGACAGCACAAGUAGUAGUCAAAAAGAUUCUGGAAGAAAUUUUCCCUCGAUUCGGGCUCCCUAAGGUAAUAGGGUCAGAUAAUGGCCCUGCUUUCGUCUCCCAGGUAAGUCAGAUGGUGGCCAAGCUUUUGGGGAUAGAUUGGAAAUUAUAUUGUGCUUAUCACCCCCAAAGUUCAGGACAGGUAGAACGAAUGAUCAGGACAAUUAAAGAGACCCUAACCAAAUUAGCCCUAGAAACUGGCACUAAAGACUGGGUCCAACUCCUUCCCAUGGCCUUGUUUAGAGCUCGUAACAUCCCGGCAAGCCAUGGACUGACCCCCUAUGAAAUCCUAUAUGGGGGACCCCCUCCCAUAGCAGACUUCCUUGACCCUGCCAUUGAUUCUUUUGCAAAUACCCAAAGUUUACAGGCGCGGCUGCGAGCUCUGCAACUCAUCCAGAGACAGGUGUGGAAACCUUUGGCCACUGCCUACACCACGGGAAGUUCCACUAUCCCACACCCCUUCCAGAUCGGCGACGAGGUGUACGUGAGGAGACACCAAUCCAAGACUCUUGAGCCGCAGUGAAAAGGCCCAUACACUGUGCUGCUGACCACAUCUACUGUGCUAAAAGUAGAUGGGAUCGCCGCCUGGAUCCACGCCUCCCAUGUCAAGCGUGCGCCUCCUGGAGAUGAGAAGGACCCUGCAGAGCCACCCAAAUGGAAGCUACAGCGCACUCAAAAUCCUCUCAAGAUAAGACUCUUAAAAACUGUUUAA